CUGGGCGGGCGGGCGGCCUGUAGUAGCGGCCCUGGAGAGCGGCGUGGCGCGGUGAAGGCUUUGCACAGGGUGCCGAGCUCUUAGCCGUGUUUCUGCAGGCCGGACGGCAGGCUGGAAGCCCUGGUGAUGGGCACUGCGCGCAGCAGUCGGGGCAAGGUGGCGCGGGCUGUCGCGGCCUCCCAGGGGAGCCCCUGUGGCCGCUGUGCUUGGCAGGGCAGUCCGCGGGGGGCGGACUUAACUCCUGGUGCGGAGGGGGAAGCGUAAGCAGAGGAGGGAGUCGUUGCCUCCACUGGGAGCGCGUAGCAGGCCCGGGGGCUGAGGGGUGAGGCGCGGUUUGAGGAGCACCCAGCCCGGGUGUCCCGUCCAGUGGCCAGCCCGUUGGUGCAGCGGCGGCUCCGCCUCGGAGCCCGGCUCGCCCCGCUCCGCCUCGGCGGCCUCAGAGCCUGAGUCCUUGCUGUAGCCCCUCAUACCUCUGAGGCAGGAGCGUGGCAGGUCGGGGUAAGCGAGGCGAGGUGACUGUUUCUGUGGGAUGGAGAGGGGAGCGCACCGGGUGUCUUUAUCAUCCCCAGUUUGCUCCUUGCGUCACCCCUCCGGGGCGUGUGUUUGACCAGCCUCCAUCUACCGGAGCACUCCGGGGCCGCGGAGCCGUCACUCGGGGCCGGGGGGGUGGGGCGGGCGGGAAGUGCCCUCUUCCCCCCCCAGGUGCCGCGCCCGGCCCCCUCAAGGUGCAACUGCGCCACAGCUGUCGCGGUGGCCGUUAACGGACGUCCCGCCCGAGGCGGCCCGGGGCCCCGGCGGUGCGUCUUGGGCAUCUCUCUGCUGCCUAACGGUUUCGAGCAGUGAUGAACAAGUAGGCGUUGACAGCAAGACAGCAGAAUGGAGACGAAGUGCCGUAGUCGAUCCGUAUUUUGUUCCAAGACAACCAUCCAUACCUUUCUGCUAGGAGGGAUAUUUAUUGCAUUGGGCUCAAGCCGAAUCCUCCUGAUGAAGUAUUCUGCUAAUGAAGAUAACAAAUAUGAUUACCUUCCUACAACAGUGAACAUAUGUUCUGAAGUAGUAAAACUGGUGCUGUGUGUGGUAUUGGCACUAUGGGUUAAGAAAAAAGAGGGUUGUUGGAAUCAUCACUUUGAAUGUCUUCGGUGGAAGAAUUUUUGUAAUUCCAUGAAAUGGUCAAUUCCUGCCUUUCUUUACUUUUUGGAUAACUUGAUUGUUUUCUACGUCCUGUCCUACCUCCAGCCUGCAAUGGCCGUACUCUUCUCAAAUUUUGUCAUUAUAACAACAGCUCUCCUCUUCAGAAUAGUGCUAAAGCGACAACUCUCUUGGGUACAAUGGGCGUCUCUGCUGAUUUUAUUCCUAUCCAUCGUUGCCCUGACUCUAGGGACUGGAGGCCAUCAACACAGCUUAGCUGCACAUGGAUUCCACCACAACACGUUUUUUAGCCCAUCUAACCACUGCCUUCUCUAUGCUGGACCUGAGGAAACAUGCCCAGAAAAGGGCAACUGUAUGCCAUCAAGUUUCCUUCCUAGCUUUCAAUGGAAUGUCACCACUACCAUGGCAGGAGCAUUGAAACCUCUGCACCUGAGUCUGGGCCAUCUGCUUAUCCUAGUCCAGUGUUUUAUUUCUGCUCUGGCUAACAUCUACAAUGAAAAGAUCUUGAAAGAUGGGGAUCAGCUUGCUGAAAGCAUCUUCAUGCAGAACAGUAAGCUGUAUGCAUUUGGGGUGAUGUUCAAUGGGUUGAUGCUGGGGCUGCAGGCUAAGGACUGGAGGCAAAUAGGGAGUUGUGGUUUAUUUUACGGGCACAACGUCUUCUCGGUGGCUCUUAUAUUUGUCACAGCUUUCUUGGGGCUGUCCGUAGCCUUCAUCUUGAAGUUCCGAGACAACAUGUUCCACGUUAUGACUGCUCAGGUCACCACUGUGAUCAUCACCGCAGUCUCUUUCAUCGUCUUUGACUUCAGGCCUUCUCUAGAGUUCUUUUUGGAAGCUCCUAUAGUGCUUCUCUCCAUAUUCAUCUAUAACGCCAGUAAACCCCGAGACCUGGAAUAUACCACUCUGCGGGAAAGGGGCAAACUCUUCAAAGGAGACACAUGGGAGAGGUCAAGCGGGGAUGGAGAAGAAUUUGAGAGACUGAACAAACCAAGCAGUGACGUUGAUACAGAUGAAGAUUCACUCUAGCAUGGAGCUGGCUCAGAGAAGCGCUAUUACUCAUAGUGAGAGAACAUUAAUGUUUAUUUAAUGUAGAGAAUGAUCCUUUUUCCCCCACUUGCAGAGCAAUGGAGAAUAUUUGUGGGCUGGAUAUCAGAGAUGGAUGAGGAAAACAUUCAAACUCUUACUUUGAGCCAUAUGUAUGAAGAGCUGUAUUUCCUCUUUCCAUCAUUUUUUAAAAUAAGGAGUUAAAAACACACUGAAAUAAAUAGGGUUUAAAACUAAUGUAAAAAAAGGAGGCUGGGACCCUGGACUUAACGGUCUGGGUGACAUACGCGGUGUUGUGGAGGGCAGUCCUGACCUUUGGAUGGCUGGCAGCCAAGCACUCCAUGCUUCAUGAUUCUGUGUGGACAAAAUACACUCAUGACCAAAAUGGGAGAGCCUGUUCCUGAAAACCCUUCAGUUCCAUGAAAUGCCCCCCUAGCACUUACACAGUGCUUUCAGAAGAGAAGCAUUAUAUAAGCACAUAUUUCCAGGACUUUGAGUCAGGUGGCAUCUUAUGCUUGUCUUUGGUUUUACUGAGAGGUGAUUUUAGAAUUAAUUUCUUAUUGAAUGAUUUACAGGACUUAUUAGGCAAAUUUCAUAAGCCUCUUUACAGUUGGGAUUUGUUUGCUUGCUAGCAUGCCUGACAUUGCAAACUGGAAGAAGAGCUUUCCUAAUGUUUAGAUAUGCAGGCUUCAAGUCCACACCUGAUUCUAUUAGCUUCUUAAGUGAAACAGUUUCAUUCUUGCUCUCUCUGGCGUUGCAGUUUGCCCCUCAGUGUAUACCAGCAAUUUUCUUUGUAGUUCACUGCUACAAAAGUAUUUUUUCUUAUUAUCUAGAAGUCCGUUGAAAGUAUACUUUACACUGUCUGUAAAUACAGAGUUUUGAACUUUUAUAAAAACAACAUCAGGUUAAGAUCCAACUUUUUUUUUUUUAAUAGACUUGAUUGUAAUCAAAUGGAGAUGUGAUCUAACCAACUUGGACUGUGAAUGCUGCUUGAAAAUGUAUUUUAGAAUUAUGGCUAUUAUAAGAGAUCACAGCAGUGAAAGCAGUUAAAAGCUGUAGAAUUACUUGGCCAGUCUACAUUCUAGCAAUAAUGGGAGAAGCAAAUGGUGUGUGGGAGCAGUGAAAAGUACAUUAGAUUUGACUGAAGCAAUAUUACUUGAACAACACCAGGACUCCUGGGUUCUAACCCCAUGUCUUCCACAGCUUUGGUCAAGCAUCCUGAGUCACUGCAACUUCCUGUAUGAACUAUUUGGUUAGCAAAGCAGAGGUGAUAUGAGGUGAUAUCACCACCUUGCAGGAGUGAUAUGAGGAUUGAUGAAUGUUUUUGCAGCAUCUUCAAAUGUGUAAACGCUCCAGUAAGUCUUUUCUUUUUUAGUAAUUAAGAUUUAGUAAUAGCUUUAUAAAUAAUGAGGCAAAUUGACUGUUUUAUGGCAUUUUGGCAAUUCAGAUUCAGAUGACUGUAGCUGAGUUGAGUAAGUUUCCCUCUGAACCUAUCUCAUCAAACUUUCACUUGAGAAUAUAUAAUCAGAUAAUUUGGGUUAGGGAUACAUUGAUUCUUCAAACAGGCAGAUCUCUGGAGUGUGAGUCUGGUCUGAAUGGUCUUAAUUCUGUCUUCAUCAGAAUUUUUCGUUGAUGUAACUCUGUAUUGGCUCCUGUGGAGUCCUUUUCUUUCUGACUUUCUUUGAUGUGACUGAAAACAGAACAAAUUUCAUUGACUUUAGCCACUAGCUCUUCUCAAAUUUUCAGUGUGACACUGUUGUGUGCCUGUCUCCCAGUGUCUGGGAAAUUGAAAUAUGGAAUGCCUUUGUAGAAAAUGCUGAGUUUUACAUGCAACUUAUUUGGCAUAACUUUGAAAGAGCCUGAAUAAAAUAAAAGUAUAUUAUAUAGUUUGAGGGCACCAGAGGCUCUUUUUUGCUUUUAAGAAGGCUAUGUGUAGAGAGUUCCUUGCACUGGGACCACUAUAUGAAAACAAAUAUCAUGUAGCCACUCUGAUGCCCUACAACUUCUGAUACAUGAGCAAGAGGGUGCAGGUGGCGAGUUCGUUUGGUGACACUUCACCAAGUAAGACUGGUAAAGGUUUACACCCAUUUUGGGGAUGGAGGGGAGAGCAUUUUGUGGAGUGCCAGUUGCAGUGAUCUCAAAAUCAUUGAGACACUUGCUGGAUUGGCUUUUGAGUGAGAUGAAAAACAGGUUCCAAAUAAUUCAGAGAACCUUGAGAAGGGGGAAGGGAAUGGGGAUGCAGAAAAACGUUUCUUGAUGUGUUCUUAAAACCUCUUCUCUCGGAACACUGGAAAAGAUGUUAGCUUAUAAUUUCCUCCCUUCGUGAAUGGGUCUUUUUUUAGUGGAAAGAUACUGUUGAAAGAAUUCUUAAGAGGAUAUGUAAUGAAUUGAGUCUCAAAGCCUCAUACCACACUGUAUAGUAAUCAGCUACUGAUGCAUUCUUCUGUGGGCUGAAGACAGUUCUGCCUCUGUUCCAGUUUGCCAUCCUGUUUCCAGGCCUUGUGUACUAACAGCUUACUUACGCAUACCGUGUUGAUGGCUUACAGCUAUUUUAAUUAAUGUACCUCCUGUCACUGGCUCAUCAAGAGGGACAGCCUGUUUCCAGUUGUUGCCAAUGACGAUCAGCUUAUAAACUAAGAAUGUAAAUUAUUGUUCUAAUUUCUCACUUUUUUUUCCUGGAGUAUGAGCUUUUUCUAGCAUAUUUUAAGAAGAAUUACACAAAAUGAAAUUGCUGUUGUUUAUAUGAGAUGAUUGUAAGCAAUGUUGAACUGAAAAAAUUUUUACAGCUGAUUUCAUUGUUGUGCUUGUAGAGUAGCUGAUUUCAACAAAAAGAAUCCUAGUUGUUUGGAUCUGUACAGAAUGAUUAGGAAAGUGUAUCUGAAUAUAAAUUCCAGAAACAUGGUUUUUA
Dromaius novaehollandiae (emu) is the source of this 5098-nucleotide messenger RNA. RefSeq names its product solute carrier family 35 member A5 (gene SLC35A5). The coding region runs from base 877 to 2172 and encodes 431 amino acids. Gene Ontology annotation, biological process: pyrimidine nucleotide-sugar transmembrane transport. NCBI's taxonomy places the organism in Eukaryota, Metazoa, Chordata, Aves, Casuariiformes, Dromaiidae. Gene Ontology annotation, molecular function: pyrimidine nucleotide-sugar transmembrane transporter activity. The record is from RefSeq and is a predicted model, not a curated record. Gene Ontology annotation, cellular component: Golgi membrane. The transcript has 7 exons.